Molecule: messenger RNA, 6800 nt
Organism: Sphaeramia orbicularis (orbiculate cardinalfish)
Lineage: Eukaryota; Metazoa; Chordata; Actinopteri; Kurtiformes; Apogonidae
Product: sterile alpha motif domain-containing protein 9-like
Exons: 7
Coding region: 433-5580 (1715 amino acids)
Cellular component (GO): cytoplasm
Molecular function (GO): protein binding
Source: RefSeq, a predicted model, not a curated record
UGUCCCCUCCAAUACUCGACACACACUUAGAAGCUUCGGCAAAUCUCGUAGCAUCACUACAGAAGAGGAAAAAACAGAAUUGAACCGAUAAAACUAAGUCAGAAGUCACGAAACUGACAAAUAAGUUGGACACGGAUGUCGAAGAGACGAGUGACGAACUGCAACUUCCAGUCAGGACGGCGUACAACUGUUUACAGUUGUAAACAAUUGAUUUCCCGGCUGUUUUUAUUUAUUUAUUUAUUUAUUUUUGGAGUCCUUCGAUUGGGUCUUCAAUCCUCGGUUCCUCUACCAUCUUCUGCUGUCGUCCAUCUGCAUCUUCAUCCUGGUUGCUACUCAUCUUCAGAAAAGGAGCCCUUCCAUACUUACAUCUCUAUAUUCUCCCCCAUCGCCAUAGUCACCUCGGACAUUCACUGUGGGAGAAGUUAAGCUGAGAUGGAACCCCAGCAGAACCAGAGAGCAGGUUCUUCAGGUCCUCAGUCUGUGUGCAGUGCCAUGUCCAAAGAAGAACCUCUGUGUUUUGGAAAAGGAGAACAGAGUCGCCCACUUCCUCAUGAUACAGAGAGGGUGGACAAAAAGCCAGAAGAGACUCAGUCUUUUCGGUCCAGGACUCCACCUCCAGACUUUUCUGGGAUGGACAGAAAACCAGAAAAGCCAUUUCCACCUCAGUCUGUACGGUCCAUGAGUCCACCUCCAGACUUUUCCAGGGGAAACACAGCAGAGACGAAUCUGCUACCAUUUGCGGCACCAUUCCCUGCUGGCCGAAGACAGACAGAAUACAAUGUUGCACUCCCACUCCUUAUUGAAGACUGGACCAAAGAACAUGUUAAACACUGGCUGAUGACAAGACUUAAAAUUGGAGAACAUGUUGCACAGAAACUGUUUGAUGACGAGUUGUCUGGAGCUUGCUUAGUCUCUUUUGAGAAACAAGAUCUGAUAGAUCUAGGUGUUCCACGAGCACCAGCAAUGCAAAUUAUACGGGAGGUUAAAAAGUAUAGGAUUCACUCAGAGUCUGGGGGGGCAACUUAUGAACUACACAAAGGUGAACUAUUAAGUGCAGAGAGGAAAGAACUUCCAGAUGAAUCUGUGGAAACAGUGUCAGUAGAUUCUGGAAUUCUAAGUCAAAGUGCUUCAGUGCUGAUGCUGCAGGAAGCAAGAGACAGAAUUCGAAGUGCACUGGAUCAGCAGACAACAAAUGUCCUGGAGUUACAUACAGAACAUACAAAUGAUGCAUUGUUUCUACAGACCAUCAGACCAAUAGGUCAGAUCCGGCCCUUUGACAAAUGCAGCCCCUUUAUCUUUUACAAAAACAAUGACUUUCUCCCAGCUGCAGCUGGUCCAAGUAAUCUCCUUGAUCCAGUCCAUGAGUACCAGCUACUCCCCUCUGCAACAGAAGUCAGUGAAAGAGAAAUCCUUUACGAGUUCUCCAAGGAAGUGUUUAGCUUUGCUGCGAGUUGCUUGAAUUCACGCACCAAUGGUACUAUUCAUUUUGGAGUAAAAGAUGAAGGCCAGGCACACGGUCAGAUAAUAGGGCACAAGAUCACCUCUUUCAGUAAAUAUACUCAAGCUUUUGAGUCAGAUCUAAGUGAAUACUUUGAAGAAAAACACAUAAAUACUGCCAGAAUGUGCAUAAGACCUCCUGUAUUCAUCCAAGUUCAAUCUCAGGAUGGGUCAUCAUUGGAUAAAUGGGUAAUUGAGGUUGACGUGGUUCCAACGUAUUCAGAAACACAAGAUAACGUUUUCUAUACUUUACUGAACAUUGCAUCAACAGAAAAGAAGGAACAGUGCAAAACUGAAUGCCUGUUUGUGCGGGAUGGGCCCAGGUCAAUCAAUAUUUUAUCCGAUUCAAAUCCACGGAUAGUUCAGGAAAAGAUGAAAGGUAUAAAUGAUAAAGUCAGUUGCUGGGCAUCAGCACGAAAGUUAGCAGAGGAGAAUGAGCACAAAACCCCUCCACCCUGUAACCACGAGGGCCAAAGGCUGAAACAGCUCAUUACUCGUGGAAGAGAUUCAUUUCAGAAUUCUCUUCAAGUCAUUGUUGUUACUGACAAAUGCCACUCAAGCCAAGUGGAGCACCUGGAUUUUUUAAAAGAGAUGAAAUUGUUUGCAGUCCUUGAGUUUGACCCAGAGUCUCAUGUAAAUGGAACAUGCAGUUUUUACAGAAAAGACCGUAUAGCCAAUCUUCACUUCCCACACAUGUACAGGACUCAGGACAGUGCAUCUGUGGUCAUUAAGAACCUGAACUUAUUCAAGCAGACAAGUUGGAUUUUUUGCAAUGGACGAGUGAAUGAAGAAGAUGAUCAAGAGAAACCUCUUACACCUAGUGAAUGGCUGAAGAAACGGUCUGGUGACAUCAACAAUAUGAUAUCAUUUCUCUGCAGUCCUGAUCUGCUUCAAAAGCAGGGGCUACUGGUUUUAGUCAUUCUUCACUCAGCUGUUACUGACAUCUCAAGCCCCAUUCUAGAGGCUUUUUGUGCAAUCUAUCGCACAUUGGAAGGGGCUGAUAAUAUGCUGUGCAUAUGUAAAGAUUCUACUGUGUUCAACCACUGGAAGAACCUGGUUGAGUGUCGCUGUAAGGAAGACAUUACUAAUAAAUGCAUCUAUCAGUUGAGUCUUUUUGAAGUGUCCAGCACCAUCAAAAGACUUAAAGAACCUCAGAAACAAUCCUCUGUUAGAUUCUUGCCAUCCACAGGAGCAAGCUCAGUCCUCCUAGCAAAAAAAGAUGAGGAACUGAUGCCUGACUUGGAUAUUUUGUGUGAAAAUGAAUGUGAGAACACAGAGAUUGAAUCAAACAACUCCUUUCAAGAGUUUGUGAAGGAAACAGAGGAGCAUUUUUACCGGGGAGGACAAAUCUCAUGGUGGAACUUUUACCUCUCUGAGCAGCCAGGAUGCCUGCCAUUCAUUAAACGAGACAAGUAUGGCGAUCUAUAUGAACUGAUCACUCCUGUUCAAGCCUACACAUCUCCAUGUGCUGUUAUCAAUCUGUUCCAUCACCCAGGAUGUGGAGGAACAACUCUAGCAAUGCAUGUUCUUUGGAACUUAAGAAGCAAAUUCAGAUGUGCUGUUGUUAAAAACCAAAUGGCAGCAAAUAAAGAGAUUGCAGUGCAAGUCUUGAAUCUGCUGACAUAUGGGAAACAUGAGCAGUCGGGCAACACUCCUGUUCUCCUCUUGGUGGACAACUGGUAUGAUUUAGAGGAUCUGAAGCAAUGCAUCAUCAAUAUUGCCAAUGUCAGGAAGCAGCCUAACAAUCUCAUGGUAAUGAUAUUGAACUGUGAGAGGGUACCGUUCCCUGAAGUGAGCUCUAGAAAUAGCUGCUACCCAAAUGUGUUCAUUAUCAACAAGCUCUCAGACAAAGAGCAGGGCCUGUUUUCUCAGAAACUCAAAGAACUCAAGGAUUACCAUAAAACUCCUGAGACUUUCUAUGCUUUCAUGAUCAUGAAAAAUAACUUCAGUGAGGCUUAUAUCACUGAUAUGGUGAGCAACAUUAUUAAGGGUCUUGACACCACUACCCAACAGGGUACGCUUUUGUCCUUCCUGGCUUUACUGAACACCUAUGUCAAUGGAUCCUACAUGUCACUGUCUCUCUGUGAAGAUUUAGUGGGAAUAAGGAAUCCUCUAUGGAAGCAGGAAACUCUGGAUGAUAAAAUGAGCCCUUAUUCGGCCCUGCUGAUCACCUUCACCGUCGAAGAACAUGGCACCUAUCAAGCAGUACGUUUCUUACAUCAAAUGAUUGCUGAGAACUGUCUCCGAGUUCUCAAACACAGUUUUUCUCUGGCUGAGAUGACCAUAAACCUUUUGCACUGUGACAAACUCUACAAGUCAUGUAUGGGAAAGGAUUUCUUGGUCCAAACCAUUCAGAGUAUGCUGAUCACACGUCAGCGAAAAGAGCAAGGAGAUGACAAAGACACAAAGUUCUCCCCAUUGAUUGAAGAUAUACGUGAAAAUGAGGGACUUGACCAAAUCAAGGAAGUCUUAGAAAAAGCAACUGUUAGGUUUGACAGAAGUGCAACACUGCCUCAGGCACUGGCAAGGCAUUUUUGCUUAAAUGAGAAAGACUUCCAGUCUGCUCUCAAGUGGGCUCUGGUUGCACAAAGCAAAAAGUCAAACUCCUACAUUGCAGAUACUGUUGGACAAGUGUACAAAUGCCAACUCAAACAGGAAAUUGAAGAUUCAGAGGAUCGCACUGCAGAAUCACUUGAUACAUGCCUACAGUUAGCAUGCAAAGCUGUGUCUGCUUUCCAGGAAUCACAGGACCUGGCGAGGAAUGAUGAACAAGUUGAUCCUUUUGAUCGAUACAACAGAAAGAGACAAAACUCUUACAAUACAUCAGGCUACCUUGGAGUGACAGAAGUCAUAAUGAUGCUUCUUGAUGUUAUUAAAGCACUUCCUAUUUUCAAUGUCCGCGACUAUCACAAAAGAGACAAACUGAUACAGUUUCUCAGAGGUCAACAUCCAGCAAACAGUUUACAUGAUCACAGUGACACAACCAGUAGCAGGUUUGUUGCUGUCCUGGUAUCUCAUGAGAGAUUUCUGGUUUCUUUGAAGCCAAAGCUGAAGGAGAUCUUCAGUUUCUUUGAAAAUUAUUUCACAUAUUUGAGGCCUAGACAUGUUCUGCUGGAAAAGGAAACAGUCAAUGAAAGAAACAAACGCAAGGUUUCUGAGCACUUUAAGAAAUACAUGGAAAUAUUUAGGCUUUCAAAAGAGGAAAAAAUGUCGGAAAGGGCCAGGAACCCAAAAUUAAGUCUUCAACAGGCCAUAGAAGACCAGAGGCGUGAUCUGGAAAUGAAGCAAGCAGAUUCAUUUGCUGGACUCCUGCAGUGUUUGACUCAGAAAACUGUGAAGGAAAUAGAGGACAUUUUCAUGAAAUGGAAGUUUAUCUUUGACAACUCUGGGGGUAGACUGCCAACUUCAGACAGAGUCAACUUUAUCCUGGCAAACAUUGUUCUUCACAGCCUCAACCCACACUCCAGACAACUGAAAAAAUAUGAGGAAUUGGUUGACCUUCUCAAUGAAGCCUUGCAAAUGGAGGGCACUCAUUCAAAUCUGACAGAGCUCUACUACCUGUCCAUGCUACUGAUGUGGCCAUCACAAGGACAAAGCCCUGAGAGCAUUGCAGCAUACAAAAAUAUCAGCAUCUAUAUCACAUCAGCAAAGAAAUCUUUCUAUCGACGCUUCUCUUACAUGUUUCCCACGAGAAGUGCCCUUGCUCACUUCUUCCUUGGAAAGUCCAAUGGACUGAAGCGAAUAGUUGCUAAAGUGAAGCUUGAUCACAGCUUGAUCAGCGCUUCAAAGAAGCAAGGUAGCUCCUCCGGAGAACAAGGUGGACAUUCACGUACAAUGCACCAUCUCUGGCAGAGUGGCGCAGCAUGGUAUGAGCCAGAAGUCCAAAUGAAGCUGUUACGGAUUAGAGGGAAAUCUGAAAAUGGUGACCUUUACAUUAACUAUAGUGGCAACCUAAAACUCCUGGUGCGUCCAGCUUACCUGGGUGAUAUCCGCAGUGGCUGCAGCUGUGAGGAUGUGUCCUUUUACCUUGGAUUCACCAUGGAAGGUCCUGUGGCAUAUGGUAUUACAUAUGUAAACAACUGAUUAGGCCCUCUAACUUAUACAUGUCAGAGGUUGUCCGGUAAAGAUGGUACACAGAAGGACUAAACUUACUUCAUAACUCAUACCUCAUAACUGGAGAAAUAAAAGGUCUCACUAUUAUUAUAAAUAAUCAACAACAAAAAAAAGUUACAGGUGUUUAUAUUUAAAAGAAAUAUAAAUGGAAAAGGAGCUAUUCUGGGGGUACUUAAAAAUCUAAAUGGACACUGGUUUAAGAUUACAGAACCUUGCAAAAGAUUACAAAACUUUUAAUCUAAAUUGUAUGAUGGCUCACUUCCAAGUCAAUAAUGAUUCCAAGAGAUGGACUUGGUUGGACUUCGACUCUGGUUUUAAUCUGUGGAGGAACUGUAAAGUCAGAACCAACAGUGAAUGUGACUUUAAUAUUGAAAUCAACAGACAAGGACUUUGGCUCUAAAAUGACUCCAGUGUUCAAGUAUCUUCAAGGGUAUUACUGCUGAUGGCCACUAGAUGCUGCUCCAAAAACUCCUGACUCCCACAUACUUACAGUGAAUUUCUCUCUAAAAAUACUCAGACAGUAUUUUUUCAGGACUCAUUUUGAUCUCAUUUGUUUUGUCUGGUGAUCUGAUUCAUUUAUAAACUUCUCCUCUGUUAAUCAGAUCUCAGGUUGACUUGAAGAUCUUUGAUUGACAAAUUUGAUUGACAGCUUUCCCCUUCCAAGUCAGGCUUUUGGAGUUUCUUACGACUAAAUAAAACAUAUUUUUAUCCUGACAGACAGAUUGAUUGCAUGUCAGAAGAGAGGAAAAAAAUGUCACAAAUAGCCAGGAACCCCAAAUUAAGUCUCCGACAGAUCAUAGAGGGCUAGAGGUGGGAUCUGGAAAUGAAGCAAGCAGAUUCAUGUGCUGGACUCCUGCAGUGUUUGAAUCAGAAAAAUGGGAAGGAAAUGGAGGGUAUUUUUAUGAAAUGGAAGUUUAUCAUCAACACCUCAACUCUUUAACUUCAUCCUGGCAUACAUUGUUCUGUGGAUUGAUGCUGCCACACUCCAGACAGCUGAAAAAGUAUAAGGAGUUGGUUGACCAUAAGUGAUUUAAAAAAAAAAAAAAAAAAAAAAACAUAACACAAGUACAGAGAAAAGUCACUGAUCUUCAGCUCAGCAAGUUGUAUGAAUUUUUAUAGAUCUGAAGAUUAUUUCUGCUGUAAAGGUGACAUGGACAUGAUAGAGCUUUGGUUUUAUUCUUUCAGCUUUG